AAAAAUACAUAAUUUAAUUUAAUUGCAAAAUACAUUCAAUUUUUUAUUAAUUAAAUAUAAAAUAUAUUAACUAAUUGUAUAUUUUACACUUAUUCUAUUUAUAUUUAUAUUGUCAACUCAAAAAUUAUGGUAAGAGAAAGACAAUAUUUGAGCAAAUAAGCAAAUGUCAAUUCUUAGACGGGCAACGUAUCAGGAAGUAUGAACUAGUAGUCAAUUAGCAAUACAAAUACAAGUAAUAUUUAGAAUUAAUUAGCGAAUGCAGGAAACCAUUCUAAGAAGAAUUCAUAAAGUAAUAUCUUUUCAUAUAGAAAGAGUCCUUAAUCUCAAUUGAACGAUAUCGUUCUUUAAAGCAGAGUAUAGCAAAAUCUUGGAUAAAAAGGGAUAGAAACUCGUUAUUAGAAAGAUAAUUAGUAGUAAUUCGGUUAAAGUCAGCAGCAUUUUUAAUAAGAAGGGUAUUAACAAAUUUAUAAUCAUGAUAAAAAUAAUUCAAAAGGUGAUGUUGUAGGCAAAUUCUAAAAUGGUUUUAAGCAUAUCAAUUAAAUGAUUUAAAAUGUUGAUAGGGAAAGCAACCUAUAAAAAGAAUAGCAAUAACUUUAGUUUCAUCAACAAUAAUUGCAGUCUUAGUAGUAGCAGUUGAAUUAAUUUACUAUAAAUACUUCUAAUAGCAGCAAUAAUUAUAACAAUAACAACAACAAUAAAAGAUUAAAUUCUCCUGCUUCCUCUACUCUUCAAUUACAAGGACAAAAUAUUUCUCAUAGAUAAUCUGUUGUAGGAAAUAAUAUUGAAGAGUUAAAGCAAUCAUUAAAGCAGGGAUUAAUUAACUAUCAAUUUUAGAAUUAGGAUUCAGAUAAUUUAUAAAAUAACCCUUAAAAUAGUAAUUAGCAAAUUAGCAAUCCUAUUUUAGCUAAUAAAAAUGGUUAGAAUAAUAGCAAUAAUCAUGAUCCAAAUGAAAAUCUUUCUAUUUUAGCAAGUAAACUCUCUGAAAUAGCAUAGAAUUUUUCAUCUCCAGGGAAAAAAUUAAAUACAGCUUCUUCAACAAUUUAUGCAAACAAUUCAAACGUUCCACCCUCAGCUAUGAAAAGUAGUAAUACAUUUAUACAACCUAACAAUAUUAACUAACAAUAUAGUUAAUCUAUGCAAUCCUCUCGUCAUGCUUCUGGCAAUCUUUACACUGCAGUAUCAUCUAACAAUUAAUUGCAAAAUAAUUAGUAAACUCAUUAACAAUAAUAAUAGUAAGUAAAAUAAUAAAACGGAAUUUCAAAUUUGAGUAACUUAAAAUAUUCAUAAAGCAUUAAUUAAAAUUUAAACUAUCAACCAUAAAAUAACAACAAUUAUAAUAAUUAGCAACUCUAGGAUUAUAUUUAAGAAUAAAAUAUUAAGCAUUUUUCUCCUGGAAGGUAUGUCGUUAACGAAUAUACUAAGUAACCUACUUCCUCAUUAGCCACAUCUAUUGCUAAUACUCAAAAAAAAUCUCAAUAAUAGACUUAAUAGAAAUAAAACCAGAAUUUGAAUGGUAUUUAUUAAGAUAUGUAAAGCAAUCAAACUACUUCUAAUUAAGAGUUGAAGCCUUUUAUCACAGACAGAGUGGUAUACAAUUAAAAUAGCUCAAAUUUUUCUAAGAAUUAGCUAGAAAACAAUCUACAAAUCUAAAAUGUUGGGAAUAAACAACAAAGAAAAGGUGCUUUUAACAAUAAUAUAACCAAAAAAAAGAGAUAAGAAAUGAAAGAAUACCGCCAUUUUUCAAGCAUAGAUUUUAAAAACUCUGAAUAAAACUCUCUCAUAAAUAAUACUCUUUAGCAUAAUCAUAACAUAAGUACCUAACACAAUGUUAAUAAUACAGUUAGUCAUAAUUUAUCUCAAAUAAGAAACAUAAGCUAAAUACCCAUGAAUUAAAACUCUAAAAAUGUAACAAGUAUCUCAGCUGCAAAUACUUCCAGGUAAUAAAAGACAACACAAAAUUAAAAUGUAAUUUAAACUGUUAAUUCUUUGAUUUCUGUUGAAUAAAAAAUGCAAUUAAUGCAAGCAAAUAAACUUAUUAACAGCUUGUAAACCAAUACAAAUGCUUCUUCAGUUAUUAAUACCAAUGGAAGUUGUUAACAAGAUAAUAGUAAACUUAUUUAGCAAGAUACUCUUAAAAUAAAUCAUAUAGCUCCUAAUCCUUCGGCUUAGUCAACAAUGGCUAAUCCUACAUAACUAACAAACUAAAUAGGAUUUAAUUAAAACAACCAAUAUAACAAUUUAUAAAAUUAAGGAAAUAACAGCAAGAGCAAUAAUGUUUAUAUUCUUAAUAAAUAGCAUUAACAUAAUUCCAGUUAAUCUUAAUUAUAAAAGUAAGAAAAUAGUCCUAAUUCUAAUGCACCUUCUAGAUUAACAAACAGAAACAAUACUUAAAGAACGCAGUCAAAUGUAAUAACAAACAAGAAUUCAGGUUAAAAUUUAUUAAGUUAAAGCAUCUAAUAAAAUAAUGGACUUAAUAAUGGGAAUAAUAAUUACUCCUUAAACGCCAAUUUAGGAAAAUCUACAAAUACAGUAAGUUAAAAUUCUAAAAACAAAUAUUCAUUAUAUCUACUUCAGCCAUCUCAUUCUCCUGGACACUAAAACUCUAGUAACUUGUUGUAAAAUUAAGGUAGGGUGUAAUCAGCAACAAAUAAUUCCUCAAGUAAUUCAAAUUAAAACAAAUUAAACUCAAACAUCCAUAAUGCUAACAGUACAUUACAAAAUAAUUACUUGCUUAGUUAAAAUUCUUCUAAGGUAUUAAACCCUGCAUAUUAAGUAGCAAACAAUAACUCAAAUAGCGGUAACAGCAGCUUGGGAAAGCUAACAUAGAACCUGUUUGGGAAUCUAAGUAUUCUAUAUAGUAAUGUUAAUUCAAGCAAUGGAAAUAUAAAUGGAUUAAACAAUAAUCUUGGUACCACAAGUAGUCCGAAUACUUAUAAUGAGAUUAAUUAAAAUUCUACAAAUAAUCUUAAUUUAAAAAUUUAGAAGCAAUUAUAGAACCGAUAAUACCCUCAAUAAACAUAAUAGCAAUAAUUUAAUUUAUUAAGCUCAAAUAUUGCUUAGUAUAAAAAGUAAGGAGGUUCUACAUCUAUAGGAGUUGUUUAAUAACCUUUGAGUGCAAAGAGUCCUGAAUAAAUGAUAAAAGAAAGAAGAAAACACUCUGAGUCAACUACUAACCAUUCAAAUAGUGCAAAUAAUACGAAUGUAAAAAUGUUUACUAAUCUAUCUUAAGGUAAGCAAUUCGAAGAGGACCUUAUUAAAGAGUAAUAAUCUGCUUCUUUUUACAAAAAUAUUUAAGUAGCGACAACUAAAAACUCUUUAUAAAGUUCUAUUUUACAGUAAGAACCCACUGUUUCUACUAAAUCAGGUAUCAAUAAAACCAAGUUUAAUUAAUAACAAUUCAAUACCAAUGAGCAAAAUUAAUUAUUAAAUUUAGAAAAAGAUAAGAUCAUUUAAAAGAAUUAGAAAGUUAUGGUUUAUAAAAAUUCAAGCAAAACUCCUGAAAGAGAGCGUUAUCCAUUCAAUACAUCAUCUUCAUCGUCUAGAAAAAUAGAAAUUCCUAAAAAAAGCAAAACUCCUAAAGAUAGAGUACCUUCAAGUUAAAGUUCUGCUCCAAACUCAAUUGCCUUAGACAUAAGUUAAAAUAAGGAUCUCUUAUAAAAUAAUUCUAGGCUUAAAUUAGAUGAGAGAUAAAUAAUUAGUAAUACUAAUAAUAAUCAAAUAGCCAAACAUAUGUAAAAUAACAUCAUUAAUUAUCAAAAUUUUAUCUAGUCACACAAACAAGUAAACACAUUAGAUUUUAAGUAUUAGUAGUAAACAAAUAAUUCAGAUGACUAAAAUGAACUCUUAAAAGAUUUUAUCCUUGAAGAUAAUUAAAAUAACUACAAAUUCUCUUCAAAAUACUAAAAUGGUCAUAAUGAUUUACUGUAACAAUAUAAUAAUUUGCAGUUACCACUGAAUCAUGUAAUUUUGCAAUAAAAUUUUUUAAAUGAAGAAGACGAUAAAACUAAUUUAGAAAAUGAGUAAAAUUACUAAUAAGAAGAAUAGAAAUUUGAUUAAAAUAGCUUAGCUUAAAAUAUCUAUGAUCACCAACAAAAUAUUUCAAUCAAUUCUUCUCAUCUUUAAAAAUUCAAUUAAGAUUAAUCAUCGAAUAUUUAAAAUACAAACCCUAAUUAAUAGCUAUCAGACUCUAACAAUAUAGGUUCUUCUGAAGUUUCAUCAAAAAUUAAUAAUUCUCAUAACUCUUUUCUUAAUCCUACAAGUAAUAGCUCUUAUAAUCCAAUAAAAUUAUAAACAAUUGACUCCAUGAUUAUACAUCAACCAUCUCAAGUAUUGCAUACUGGAAUGACUGCUGACAAAGUUUCUUCAUAGCCUUAUCAAAUCAAUUAGCAAUAUGAUGAGAGUAGAGAUUAUCAUGAAUAUGCAGAUUGUAGUAAUGUUCUGAAUAAUUCACAGGGGAUAGAUUAGAAUAACUUAAGAAGUAUAUCUAAUUUAAAAUAAUAAAACAAUGCUUACAUAAAUGAUGAAGCAAAUAACGACAAUAACAUAAAUGAAAAAUACACAGGAAUUAUAAAUAUGUAAAAUUUAGAACAAGCAAUUCAGUAAUAAAAAGGAAAGCAAGAUAGAUUUAAUUAAAAUCAAUAAGAUUUAUAGAAUUUUCUUUCAGACAAUUAAACUAAUCCUGAUCAAUUGAGAGAAAAAAUAUAUAAAUAGCAAGAACAAGACCUAAAAAAGUAUGAAAACUUAAAUUAAUUCUUAAAGACAAAUUAAAAACAACUAAUUAAUAGUUCUGAAAAAGAAAUUAACAAUAAAAAUUUACAAGAUGAUAGCAAUAAACAAAGUACCAAAAAUCUUAAAUAAUAGCUAGGAGAUAAAAGGAAGUAUAUAUUCUAAGAAUCAAGUGAUAAAAAAAGAAAUUAAACUCCUGUAAAUCAAACAAACAAAGGGAUAUCAUCUUAUCAUACACAAAGCAGCACAAAUAAAGCAGGAGGUCAUCACAACCAAUUAAAAAUUAAUUAGGAUGAAAUGCACAAUUAUUUAAAUUCUUCAGCAAAAAAACCAUAAAAACCUAACACAUAAUCAAGUCCAACGAGUAAAAACAACUUAAUGCAAAACUUUUAGUCAUAUGAACCAAGUUUAAUAAAAAAUUAUCCUUAAGUUCAACAAGCAUAAGCUUAAUAAUAUAAAUUUUCUGAAAUAGAGAAAAAUAACCCAGUUUCAAUUCUAAAUACAUAAAACUCACAAGAUUAUUGUGAAUAAAAAGAAGAGUCAAGCACAAUUAGUGAUAGACUUUAAAAUAUAAAUAAUGUUAAAUAAUAAUAUACAGAUUAAUAAAUUGAGCUUAAUUUAAAUUAAAAUGGAUACUAAGAUUAAGUAGUCAGUUAUGAGAAAGCUCUACAUGCAAAUCUAAUCCAAACUCUGUCAGACCAUAAGCAUAAGAUAAAUGCAAUAGCUUAUAAUAGCUAAGAUAACACAAUUUUUACAGCCUCACAUGACUAUAAUUUAAAAGCCUUUACUUCAGCUUCAGGUGAAUAGUAAGAUUAUUAUUGUUUCCAAACUAUAAAGCAUAAAAGAUGGGUAACUUCAUUAGAAUACAUACCUAAUUUUAAAAUUCUGCUUUCAGGUGGUGCAGAUGGACUAAUUAAAUUAUUCAGGCCUUCAUAAAAUACUAUUGUUGAAAGCAAUAGAUAAUCUAAUAAUUAAUAAAAUGAAUAACUUAUGACUACAGUUUAAUUAGAACAGUUCAACAAAGGUCAUUCAGGUACUGUAAGUGGACUUAAAUAUUUAAAUGAUACUAAUUUGGUAAGCUCUGGUUCUGAUGGAUAUGUAAAUUUGUUUGAUUUAGAAACACUUUAAGUUAAAUAAAAGUUUAACUAAAAUUCUGUCAUUUAAAGUAUUGAAUGGAUACCUUAAAGCAACCUUUUACUUAAUUUAAAUGAACACAAUCUAUCUUUUAUUGACCUAAGAGAUAAUAAAAUUGCUUUUUAGAUUUAGAACUCAGAUUUUUUAUGUCUGAAAUAAUUAGAUACAAAUUGUUUUUUAGUUGGAACAGGGCAAUAUUAUAAUCAACAGACUAACCAAAUUUGUGAAAAUACCCCUUCAGCCUUGUUAUUUGAUUUACGUAAUAACAUGAAUUAACCUGCAAGUAUUUUUAAACCAUUUAAUGGAAGUAGAAUUAAUUGCAUUGAAAAAUAUGAAGAUAAAAAUAUUUGUGUCAUCGGCACUGAUUAAAGCUUUGAAAGUAUUAAUUUAACAAACAACGAAGGAAACAUACUUGAUUCCUAAAUUCCUUCUGUGAGAUGCAUUUCAAUCGAUAAUGUUCACAAUAGAAUCUACUUAGGUUGUUAAAACCAUGAUCUUAGAAUAUACAAAACAUUUUGA
Molecule: messenger RNA, 6378 nt
Organism: Tetrahymena thermophila SB210
Lineage: Eukaryota; Ciliophora; Oligohymenophorea; Hymenostomatida; Tetrahymenidae
Product: WD domain, G-beta repeat protein
Exons: 2
Molecular function (GO): protein binding
Source: RefSeq, a predicted model, not a curated record